AGCCCGCGUCGGGCCGCCCGGUUGUGAGGUGAUAAAGCGCCGCGCUCCGAGCGCCGAGCGCAGUGGCCGCCGCCGACGGCCCGCUUUCGGCUGCUGCUCGCGCCGCGACGGGCGGUGCGCCUCCAGCUCCCCGCGCCGUAGCCGCGCCAGCGUCGGCGCAGUUCCCCGCCUCCCCUGGCCCCCGAGCUCGGCGCGAAGCCCUGGUCCCGGCGGCCGGGGCAUGGGCCAGGGGCGCGGGGCGAGCCGGCUUCCCGCGGGGCCGUGAGCUGCAGCGGCUUCAGCAUGAAGACCCUCAUAGCCGCCUACUCCGGGGUCCUGCGAGGCACUGGCUCCAGCAUCCUCUCCGCCCUCCAGGACCUCUUCUCCAUCACUUGGCUCAAUAGAUCCAAGGUGGAAAAGCAGCUGCAGGUCAUCUCGGUGCUACAAUGGGUCCUGUCCUUCCUUGUGCUUGGAGUGGCCUGCAGCGCCAUCCUCAUGUACACAUUCUGCACCGACUGUUGGCUCAUUGCUGUGCUCUACUUCACCUGGCUGGUGUUUGACUGGAACACGCCCAAAAAAGGUGGCAGGAGGUCACAGUGGGUCCGAAACUGGGCUGUGUGGCGCUACUUUCGAGACUACUUUCCCAUCCAGCUGGUGAAGACACACAACCUGCUGACCACCAGGAACUACAUCUUUGGGUACCACCCCCAUGGCAUCAUGGGCCUGGGUGCCUUCUGCAACUUCAGCACAGAGGCCACAGAAGUGAGCAAGAAGUUCCCCGGCAUAAGGCCCUACCUGGCCACGCUGGCCGGCAACUUCCGGAUGCCUGUGCUGAGGGAGUACCUGAUGUCUGGAGGCAUCUGCCCUGUGAACAGGGACACCAUCGACUACUUGCUUUCAAAGAAUGGGAGUGGCAACGCCAUCAUCAUCGUAGUGGGGGGCGCGGCCGAGUCCCUGAGCUCCAUGCCUGGCAAGAACGCGGUCACCCUGCGCAAUCGCAAGGGCUUUGUAAAACUGGCCCUACGCCACGGAGCGGACCUGGUUCCCACCUACUCCUUCGGGGAGAAUGAAGUAUACAAGCAGGUGAUCUUUGAGGAGGGCUCCUGGGGCCGAUGGGUCCAGAAGAAGUUCCAGAAGUACAUUGGCUUUGCCCCGUGCAUCUUCCAUGGCCGAGGCCUCUUCUCCUCUGACACCUGGGGGCUGGUGCCCUACUCCAAGCCCAUCACCACCGUCGUGGGUGAGCCCAUCACCAUCCCCAAGCUGGAGCACCCAACCCAGCAGGACAUAGACCUGUACCACACCAUGUACAUGGAGGCCCUGGUGAAGCUCUUCGACAAGCACAAGACCAAGUUUGGCCUCCCGGAGACCGAGGUUCUGGAGGUGAACUGAGCCCACCACUGGGGGCCAGCUCCUGGGAGGAAUCAGCUACAAAUCGUUUUCUACCAAGUUCUCAAAUGCUUUUUUGUUCUGUAAAUUUGGAAGCGUCAUGGGUGUCUGUGGGUUAUUUAAAAGAAAUUAUAAUAAUUUUGUUAAACCAUUACAAAUGUUAGGUCUUUUUUAAGAAGGAAAAAAUGAAUAUUGCAAACUCUUCCACUUCCAACUUGUCCUGCUCUGGGUGAUGGCUACCACAUCUGGGCCUUCACAGUCUCUCAACCAACCCUUCUUCCUUUCCCAAAAUUACAGAGAAAACUCAGUCCUGGUUAACUGGGAAAGAAGGACAGCCAUUUGUGGCUCAGGCUGGUUAGAUUAUUUGCUUUUUCCCACUGCGGGAUGAGGGGCAGAAGCCACUUGUAAUACAAACACCUCUAUUCCAAACUACCUACCCCGCACUUAACUGCAGGACUGGUCCCUUUUACCAAGGGGAAGACUUGGAGGGCACAAUUGUCCCCAUCUUGAAGAGUGCUGUGAUGAGCAUCUGGAAUGCUCCAGCUUGAGUCUCGCCAGUCUUUUAAAUCUAAGGCCUCCAGAGCAGGAAUGGGGGUGGGAAUGACCCCGUGCCCAGAUGCACCACUUCCGGGAUUAUUCAGCCACCAUGUCUGGUUGGAGUGACUGGUCCUCCACAGGGUGCUGGCAUGGACCCAGAACGACCCGGACUUGGCCUGAAUCACAUACUUCCCCCAUGGCCUCAACUUGUUUAACCCAUACCCCCAAGUGUGGGUGUGAGGAAAGGGUCCUUCUUCCUGUUCACAGAGGGGCCUGGCCUUCUGAGCAGCAGAUUGGUUUCAGGUCAGGAGGCCCCUGAACCCAAGCCUCACAUAUUUGUGCCUUUCUGAGAGGGUAGGGACCAGGGAAGAAAUCCAGGCCCUCCUCUGUGCGUUCUGUUUUCUUUUGAUGAGAUUAUUGUACCAUGUCAGACUUUUGUAUUUUCCAAAACGAAUAAAUAAAAACGAGAGUCCUCUGUGA
Messenger RNA from Neomonachus schauinslandi (Hawaiian monk seal), 2382 nucleotides. It is a transcript of the gene DGAT2, whose product is annotated as diacylglycerol O-acyltransferase 2. Gene Ontology annotation, biological process: triglyceride biosynthetic process. Gene Ontology annotation, cellular component: endoplasmic reticulum membrane. The record is from RefSeq and is a predicted model, not a curated record. Gene Ontology annotation, molecular function: diacylglycerol O-acyltransferase activity. The transcript is spliced from 8 exons. NCBI's taxonomy places the organism in Eukaryota, Metazoa, Chordata, Mammalia, Carnivora, Phocidae. Bases 283 to 1368 code for a protein of 361 amino acids.